GUGACCCGCGAUGCCUUCUUUGAGCUGUUUCCUUUGAAGCUAUCGGAACUGAACGACGUGACUAACCUGAACCCAGUACCCCAAGCUGCCGUUCCUGUUAUCAAGAUGAAGUUUAUGGGCGUAGACGUGGACGUGCUCUAUUGUGGCUUAGCCCAUCCACUGAGUGGGCCAGCGAUAGACCCAGCUGAUGAUAACCUGUUGUGUGGUAUGGAUGAGAAAUCAGCACGGAGCAUCAACGGGGUUCGAGUUUCUGAUGCUAUCAAAACUUGCGUACCACAUUUCGCCCACUUCCUAGGUGCACUGAGGGUGAUCAGAGCCUGGGCUCGUAGACGUGGGAUAUACAGCAACGCCCUUGGAUACCUCGGAGGAGUCAGCUGGGCGAUAUUAGUAGCAAGAGUUUGUCAGCUCUUCCCCAAUAUGGGGCCGUCUCAGCUGGUGGUUCGAUUCUUCCGUGUGUAUUCACGUUGGAACUGGGAUCCCUCGGAGGGUGCUGUAGUUCUACGCCACUCCGAGCAACGGAAUGGGGAGGGCUUUCAGCAUCAUAAAGUCUGGUGCCCUCCUCCCAAGAGGACCACCACGGACCAACCGCUGCCUCUUGCCGCCUCUCCAAUGGCUGUGAUAACCCCAGCGUACCCGUCCAUGAACUCCACCUUUGGGGUUACUAGAAUGUCCAUGGACACCAUCAAGAAGGAACUCGAGCGUGGGGCUGGAAUAAUAUCAUCUAAAGGAGUCGACUUGAGAAGUAGAGAAUGCUGGGAGACGCUGCUCGAGCCAAUCCAUUUCUUCGAUUACGAUCAGGGAGGGUACAAGCAGUUCCUCCAG
Messenger RNA from Perkinsus marinus ATCC 50983, 822 nucleotides. Its product is annotated as polyadenylate polymerase, putative. Gene Ontology annotation, cellular component: nucleus. The record is from RefSeq and is a predicted model, not a curated record. NCBI's taxonomy places the organism in Eukaryota, Perkinsozoa, Perkinsida, Perkinsidae. The transcript has 8 exons. Gene Ontology annotation, molecular function: poly(A) RNA polymerase activity. The annotation marks the transcript as partial.